Messenger RNA from Pteronotus mesoamericanus, 1951 nucleotides. Its product is annotated as zinc finger protein 555-like. Gene Ontology annotation, biological process: regulation of DNA-templated transcription. Lineage: Eukaryota; Metazoa; Chordata; Mammalia; Chiroptera; Mormoopidae. The record is from RefSeq and is a predicted model, not a curated record. Gene Ontology annotation, molecular function: DNA-binding transcription factor activity, RNA polymerase II-specific; RNA polymerase II cis-regulatory region sequence-specific DNA binding.
GGCGUUGGUACGCACCUGGCCCGCGCAGCCCCAGGUGUCUUGAACCUGUAGGUCUCACGUUCCUGAGCCGUGGGAGGACUCCUUGAGAGCCGGGAGAUGAACUCAGUGGUCUUUGAGGAUGUGGCUGUGGACUUCACCCUGGAGGAGUGGGCUCUGCUGGAUGCUGCUCAGAGGGAGCUCUACAGAGAUGUGAUGCUGGAGACCCUCAGGAACCUGGCCUCAGUGGAUGAUGAGACUCAAUUUAAGGCCAAUAGGUCAGUUUUUCAGCAGGAUAUUUAUGAGAAUAAACUAUCCAAGGAAGAUAAAAUAGCUAAGUUCACCAGAAAUUCUUGGGUCUCCAUCUUAGGAAAAAUUUGUGAAGAACUUAGUGUUGAAGAUCAGCACACAAACCAGAGGAGAUACCCGAGAAAUCAUGUGGUGGAGAGACUCUGUGAAAGUAAUGAUCAGUGUGGGGAAAGCUUAAGUGAGAUUUCAAAUCUUAAUCUGUACCAGAAAAGUCUUCCUGAAGUAAAACAGUAUGAGUGCAGUACAUAUGCAAAAGUCCCCAUGCAUCACUCAUCCCUCAGGAGUCACGUUGCCAUCCACACUGGACGCAACCCAUAUCAAUGUCAGGAAUGUGGGCAGGUCAAUAGUUACUGUUCACACCUAAGAAUGCAUAUGAGAACCCACAAAGAGGAGAGGCCCUACGAAUGUAAGUUAUGUGGAAAGACCUUUCCUCGUACUUCUUCCCUCAAUCGGCAUAUAAGGAUUCAUACUGCAAAGAAAAACUAUGAAUGUCAGCAAUGUGGGAAAGCCUUCAUUGAUGUUUCAAGUCUUACUAGUCAUGUGAGAACGCACACUGGAGAGAAGCCCUAUAAAUGUAAGGAAUGUGGGAAGGCCUUCAGCUAUUCCUCAACUUUUCGAAGACACAUGAUAACACACACUGGAGAGAAGCCCUAUAAAUGUCAGGAAUGUGGGGAAGUCUUCAGCUAUUCCUCAACUUUCCGAAGACACAUGAUAUCACACACUGGAGAGACACCACAUAAAUGUAAGGAAUGUGGAGAAGCCUUCAGUUACUUCUCAGCUUUUCGAAGACACAUGAUAGCACACACUGGAGAGAAACCCUAUGAAUGUAAACAGUGUGGGAAAACCUUCAUUUAUCUCCAGUCCUUUAGAAGACAUGAAAGGAUUCACACCGGAGAGAAACCCUAUGAGUGCAAGCAGUGUGGGAAAACCUUUAUUUACCCCCAGUCAUUCCGCAGACAUGAAAGGACUCACGGUGGAGAGAAACCCUAUGAAUGUGACCAGUGUGGGAAAGCGUUCAGCCAUCCCUCAUCCUUCCGCGGACAUAUGAGAGUGCAUACUGGAGAGAAACCUUAUGAAUGCACUCAAUGUGGAAAAACGUUCAACUGGCCCAUAUCCUUACGAAAACAUACAAGAACACACACUAAAGAGAAGCCAUAUGAAUGUAAACAAUGUAGAAAAACCUUCAAUUUGCCUGCUUGCAUUCGAGAACACGUGAGAAUACAUCCUGGAGAGAAACCGUAUGAAUGCAAACUGUGUGGGAAAGCUUUCUAUUGUCACAUAUCCUUACAAAAACAUAUGAGAAGGCACACUGCUGAGAAACUCUAUGAAUGCAAGCAAUGUGGGAAGGCUUUCAGCUGGCCUGAACUUUUGCAACAGCAUGUGAGAACACACACUGCAGAGAAACCUUAUGAGUGUAAGGAAUGCGGGAAAGUCUUCAAGUGGCCAUCCUCUUUACCAAUACAUAUGAGAAUGCACACUGGGGAGAAACCUUAUGUGUGUAAGCAAUGUGGGAAAGCCUUUAGUUUCCUCAUCCUUAAGAAGACAUAUGAGAACACACACUACAGAAAACAACUACACAUAUAACAUGGGAAGUCCUGCAAAGGAAUUCAGAGACAGUACUACAGAAAGUUCACACCAAGAGAGAAAUCUUACGAAAGUUGUAAGU